This is a messenger RNA of Sapajus apella (tufted capuchin), 11640 nucleotides long. It is a transcript of the gene TNRC6B, whose product is annotated as trinucleotide repeat containing adaptor 6B. Gene Ontology annotation, molecular function: nucleic acid binding. Gene Ontology annotation, biological process: positive regulation of nuclear-transcribed mRNA poly(A) tail shortening; miRNA-mediated post-transcriptional gene silencing. The record is from RefSeq and is a predicted model, not a curated record. Gene Ontology annotation, cellular component: nucleoplasm; P-body. The coding region runs from base 187 to 5817 and encodes 1876 amino acids. NCBI's taxonomy places the organism in Eukaryota, Metazoa, Chordata, Mammalia, Primates, Cebidae. The transcript has 24 exons.
GAAAUCCUAAGGAUAAAUGGAAGAUCCUAAAAGGGUUUUGUUUUUGUUUUUGUUUUUUUCUUUCUUACUCACCACUAUGCAAAUAAGGCCCUAAAUGUUUCUAGAAAAGACACAGGUCACAUCCAAAACAUUGGGACCUAGAAUGAUACUGAGCUUCUGUGUAGCAGCUCUGGGAGCUAGAAGACAAUGGAGCAUCACCCUCAAAAUUUUGGAUGGAAAAGUUUACUGACUUCAACUUUUAUAUUUAAGCAUGUGGAACAGGAGGAUUUUGUAAUGGAAGGGCAUGGCAAGACUCCACCUCCUGGUGAAGAAAGCAAACAAGAGAAGGAGCAAGAAAGGGAAGAACAGUUAAUGGAAGACAAGAAAAGGAAGAAAGAGGAUAAAAAGAAAAAAGAAGCCACUCAGAAGGUCACGGAACAAAAAACCAAAGUGCCCGAAGUGACGAAACCAAGUUUAAGCCAACCAACGGCCGCCAGCCCAAUUGGCAGCUCUCCAUCGCCACCAGUCAAUGGUGGCAACAAUGCCAAAAGGGUGGCAGUGCCGAACGGACAACCGCCAAGCGCCGCCCGCUACAUGCCUCGGGAGGUGCCACCGCGAUUCCGUUGCCAGCAGGACCACAAAGUGUUACUAAAACGUGGGCAGCCCCCUCCACCGUCCUGCAUGCUCCUCGGGGGUGGGGCAGGGCCUCCUCCCUGCACAGCACCUGGAGCAAACCCAAACAACGCACAAGUGACAGGAGCGCUGCUGCAGAGUGAGAGUGGGACUGCGCCAGAGUCAACCCUUGGAGGUGCUGCUGCUUCAAAUUAUGCAAAUUCCACUUGGGGUUCGGGAGCCUCCUCCAACAACGGCACCUCCCCCAACCCAAUUCACAUCUGGGACAAGGUGAUUGUAGACGGGUCUGACAUGGAAGAGUGGCCUUGUAUUGCCAGCAAAGACACUGAAUCUUCUUCCGAAAACACCACCGAUAACAACAGUGCCUCGAACCCUGGCUCUGAGAAGAGCACUCUGCCAGGAAGCACCACUAGUAACAAAGGAAAAGGGAGCCAGUGCCAGUCUGCAAGUUCUGGGAACGAAUGUAAUCUUGGGGUCUGGAAAUCUGACCCUAAGGCUAAAUCUGUUCAAUCUUCCAACUCUACUACAGAGAACAACAAUGGACUAGGAAAUUGGAGGAAUGUGAGUGGUCAGGAUAGAAUUGGACCUGGCUCUGGCUUCAGCAACUUUAACCCAAAUAGCAACCCAUCUGCCUGGCCAGCACUGGUCCAAGAAGGAACUUCUAGGAAAGGGGCAUUGGAAACAGAUAAUAGUAAUUCCAGUGCACAGGUUAGCACAGUAGGUCAGACAUCCAGGGAACAGCAGUCAAAGAUGGAAAAUGCGGGUGUUAAUUUUGUUGUCUCUGGCAGAGAACAGGCUCAAAUUCAUAACACUGAUGGACCAAAAAAUGGAAACACUAACUCCUUGAACUUAAGUUCACCAAACCCCAUGGAGAAUAAGGGAAUGCCCUUUGGAAUGGGCUUGGGGAACACCUCCAGGAGCACUGACGCCCCUUCACAAAGCACUGGAGAUCGAAAGACUGGGAGUGUUGGAUCUUGGGGUGCAGCUAGGGGGCCUUCUGGAACUGACACAGUCUCUGGACAAAGCAAUUCUGGAAACAAUGGGAACAAUGGAAAAGAGAGAGAGGACUCCUGGAAAGGAGCUUCUGUUCAGAAAUCAACUGGGUCAAAAAAUGACUCUUGGGACAACAAUAACAGGUCUACGGGUGGGUCCUGGAACUUUGGCCCCCAGGACUCUAAUGACAACAAAUGGGGUGAAGGGAACAAAAUGACAUCUGGGGUCUCUCAGGGAGAAUGGAAACAGCCGACUGGGUCUGAUGAGUUGAAAAUUGGAGAAUGGAGUGGCCCAAACCAACCAAAUUCUAGCACUGGAGCAUGGGACAAUCAAAAGGGCCACCCCCUCCCUGAAAACCAAGGCAAUGCCCAGGCUCCCUGUUGGGGAAGAUCUUCCAGCUCCACAGGAAGUGAAGUUGGAGGUCAAAGCACUGGAAGCAACCACAAAGCAGGAAGUAGUGACAGUCAUAACUCUGGCCGUCGGUCAUACAGGCCCACACAUCCUGAUUGUCAGGCUGUCUUGCAGACUCUUUUGAGCCGAACUGAUUUGGACCCCAGGGUGCUCUCAAACACCGGCUGGGGCCAAACUCAAAUUAAGCAGGACACAGUGUGGGACAUUGAAGAGGUGCCAAGGCCCGAGGGGAAAUCUGACAAAGGAACUGAGGGGUGGGAGAGCGCUGCCACACAGACCAAGAACUCAGGGGGCUGGGGAGACGCACCCAGCCAAAGCAAUCAAAUGAAGUCUGGAUGGGGGGAGCUCUCAGCCUCUACAGAGUGGAAAGACCCCAAGAACACCGGAGGCUGGAAUGACUACAAGAACAACAACUCUUCUAACUGGGGAGGAGGACGACCUGAUGAAAAGACAUCUUCCUCUUGGAAUGAGAAUCCCAGCAAGGAUCAGGGGUGGGGAGGUGGACGCCAGCCCAAUCAAGGAUGGACCUCUGGAAAGAAUGGUUGGGGAGAGGAAGUAGAUCAAGCAAAAAACAGCAAUUGGGAAAGUUCUGCAAGUAAACCUGUGUCUGGGUGGGGUGAAGGAGGGCAGAAUGAAAUCGGAACUUGGGGUAACGGUGGGAAUGCAAGCCUAGCUUCAAAAGGUGGGUGGGAGGAUUGCAAAAGAUCCCCAGCAUGGAAUGAGACAGGCCGACAGCCCAAUUCCUGGAAUAAACAACACCAACAGCAGCAGCCGCCACAGCAGCCACCGCCACCACAACCAGAGGCUUCUGGUUCGUGGGGAGGCCCACCCCCACCACCUCCAGGCAGCGUUCGACCUUCCAAUUCCAGCUGGAGCAGCGGGCCACAGCCUGCAACCCCUAAGGAUGAGGAACCCAGUGGUUGGGAAGAGCCAUCCCCGCAGUCAAUUAGUCGGAAAAUGGACAUCGAUGAUGGCACUUCAGCAUGGGGAGACCCCAACAGUUAUAACUACAAGAAUGUGAAUCUGUGGGAUAAGAAUUCCCAAGGGGGCCCAGCACCUCGGGAACCAAACCUGCCCACCCCAAUGACCAGUAAAUCAGCAUCAGUCUGGAGCAAAAGCACACCACCUGCUCCAGAUAAUGGUACUUCCGCUUGGGGUGAGCCAAAUGAAAGCAGUCCUGGGUGGGGCGAGAUGGAUGAUACAGGAGCAUCGACCACAGGCUGGGGGAACACGCCCGCCAACGCUCCCAAUGCCAUGAAGCCUAAUUCCAAAUCUAUGCAAGACGGCUGGGGGGAGAGUGACGGGCCAGUCACAGGAACUCGCCAUCCCAGCUGGGAAGAGGAGGAGGAUGGAGGAGUCUGGAACACCGCUGGCUCUCAGGGCAGUGCUUCCUCCCACAACUCGGCAAGCUGGGGACAAGGAGGAAAGAAACAAAUGAAGUGCUCACUUAAAGGAGGAAACAGUGAUUCAUGGAUGAAUCCUCUUGCCAAACAGUUUUCAAAUAUGGGAUUGCUGAGUCAGACUGAAGAUAAUCCAAGCAGCAAAAUGGAUUUGUCUGUCGGAAGCCUUUCAGAUAAAAAGUUUGAUGUGGACAAGCGAGCGAUGAAUCUCGGGGAUUUUAACGAUAUCAUGAGGAAGGAUCGAUCUGGGUUCCGUCCACCUAAUUCCAAAGACAUGGGAACCACAGAUAGUGGGCCUUAUUUUGAGAAGCUGACUUUGCCUUUCUCCAAUCAAGAUGGGUGCCUUGGGGAUGAGGCUCCCUGCUCUCCCUUCUCCCCUUCUCCCAGCUACAAGCUGUCUCCCUCUGGUUCCACACUACCCAACGUCAGCCUUGGAGCAAUCGGCACAGGGCUCAACCCCCAAAACUUCGCUGCUAGACAAGGCGGUAGUCAUGGUUUGUUUGGAAACAGCACAGCACAAUCGAGAGGUCUGCACACACCAGUGCAGCCACUAAAUUCUUCUCCCAGUCUCCGGGCGCAAGUGCCUCCCCAGUUUAUUUCCCCCCAGGUUUCUGCCUCAAUGCUCAAGCAGUUUCCCAGCAGUGGCCUGAGUCCAGGUCUUUUCAAUGUGGGGCCCCAGUUAUCUCCUCAACAAAUCGCCAUGCUGAGCCAGCUUCCACAAAUUCCCCAGUUUCAGUUGGCAUGUCAGCUUCUCUUGCAACAGCAGCAACAGCAGCAGUUGUUACAGAACCAGAGAAAGAUUUCUCAAGCUGUACGCCAACAGCAAGAGCAGCAGCUGGCUCGAAUGGUGAGUGCAUUGCAGCAGCAGCAGCAGCAGCAGCAGAGGCAGCCAGGCAUGAAGCACUCGCCCUCUCAUCCCGUCGGGCCCAAGCCGCAUCUGGACAACAUGGUACCCAACGCAUUGAAUGUGGGGCUCCCAGACCUUCAAACCAAAGGGCCAAUACCUGGAUAUGGUUCUGGCUUCAGCUCUGGCGGCAUGGACUAUGGCAUGGUUGGUGGGAAGGAGGCUGGAACUGAGUCUCGCUUUAAACAGUGGACCUCCAUGAUGGAGGGGCUGCCCUCUGUAGCCACACAGGAAGCCAAUAUGCACAAAAAUGGCGCUAUAGUGGCCCCUGGUAAGACCCGGGGAGGGUCACCGUACAACCAGUUUGAUAUCAUCCCUGGUGACACACUGGGUGGCCAUACGGGUCCUGCUGGUGAUAGCUGGUUACCUGCCAAAUCUCCACCAACAAAUAAAAUCGGAAGUAAAUCCAGCAAUGCCAGUUGGCCUCCAGAAUUCCAACCAGGAGUGCCAUGGAAAGGUAUCCAAAACAUUGACCCUGAAUCUGACCCCUAUGUCACCCCAGGAAGUGUGCUGGGGGGCACAGCCACAUCUCCCAUUGUAGAUACUGACCACCAACUGCUGCGGGACAACACCACAGGGUCUAAUUCUUCCCUCAACACCUCGCUGCCUUCACCUGGUGCCUGGCCCUACAGUGCCUCUGACAAUUCCUUUACCAACGUUCAUAGCACUUCAGCAAAGUUCCCUGAUUACAAAUCAACAUGGUCCCCAGAUCCCAUAGGACACAAUCCCACUCAUCUCUCCAACAAGAUGUGGAAAAACCAUAUUUCCUCCAGGAACACUACACCGCUGCCCCGCCCACCUCCUGGUCUGACCAACCCCAAACCGUCAUCUCCCUGGAGCAGCACAGCACCCCGAUCAGUCAGGGGGUGGGGGACACAGGACUCGCGGCUCGCCUCGGCCUCUACCUGGAGUGAUGGUGGCUCAGUUCGUCCUAGUUACUGGCUGGUUCUUCACAAUCUCACUCCACAGAUUGAUGGGUCAACCUUGAGAACGAUCUGCAUGCAGCAUGGCCCACUGCUGACAUUCCAUCUGAAUCUAACCCAGGGCACUGCCCUGAUCCGAUACAGCACCAAACAGGAGGCAGCCAAAGCCCAAACUGCACUGCACAUGUGUGUGUUGGGAAACACUACCAUCCUUGCUGAGUUUGCCACUGAUGAUGAAGUGAGCCGCUUUCUGGCACAAGCUCAGCCCCCUACACCUGCAGCAACCCCGAGUGCGCCAGCCGCAGGGUGGCAGUCGCUGGAGACCGGCCAGAACCAGUCAGAUCCUGUGGGACCUGCUCUGAAUCUUUUCGGUGGGUCCACUGGGCUCGGGCAGUGGAGCAGCAGCGCUGGUGGCAGCAGCGGGGCCGAUCUUGCUGGCGCUUCGUUGUGGGGGCCCCCAAACUAUUCUUCUAGCUUAUGGGGAGUCCCAACGGUGGAAGAUCCCCAUAGGAUGGGCAGCCCUGCUCCUUUACUACCUGGUGACCUUCUGGGAGGAGGGUCGGAUUCAAUCUGAACUUAGAACUUUCAACUCUGACCUCGUGACCUUUUUUGGAACAGCAGCAGCACUAACUUGACCUUUUCGUUUUUUUUUUCAACUUGCAAUAAAUACAUUUUUAAAAGGAAAAAAGAAAACGGAGAGAAAAAAAGGUGGGUCAUUGACAGACUGUCUGAGCACAUAGUUGCCUCCCUUAUAACUUCAGUUUUUUCGUUUGGAAUAUGAAUCCAAAAAGAGAACAUAUCACUCUUGAAAUACUUGAAUCAUGAACGCCAACCUAGAAAGACAAUGUGAAGCAAGUACACAUACCAUUUAAAUUUAAACACAAAAAAAUUAAAAAAAUUAGUUUCUAGUUUUUCACUUUUUUCAUGUUAUAUGGAAGUUGUUGCUAAGAAACAUAUAUACUGAAAAAAAAAUAGCUUUUUAACUUUGUUUGCACUGGGUGUGUUUCCGUCCUUAGGUCUACCAUGUUUUGGGAGGGAGGGAAAUUCAAAAGAAUUGUUGGGGGAGGGGGGAGGGAAGACUUGACGGAGCCUCACUUUAAAAACAAAAACACAUAAAACCUAAAAAAAAAAAAAAAAAAAAAAACAAAAGAGAAAAAGGAAAAAAUUUGUGAUUGGCUGGUUGAUAAAUACCAGUGUGUUCUGGCACAUGUAACUGCCCAGGCAUGCUCGUUCUGGUGUGUGUGUGCACGUGUGUUCAUGUGCAUUCGCGUGCAUCCUUCUCUGUCUCUGUGUGUGUACCUGUGUUCUUCCCUUCUCCCGCCGCCCUACCCCGACUUCUCAGAAAGCUGCAUCGCUGACAGUCUGCAGGCUGGCUGGCCGGCCAUCUGCUUUUUAUUUCAUUUUUUUUUUUUUUUUUUUUUAACUAUGAGAACACACAGGCCCGGAGAGCCACUGCUACUAAAGCAACUCCAUUGGGCUGCACUAAGAUGAACAGAGCGCUUUUUAAUGAUAAAGCAGGGAGUUCCUUUCCAUUUGCAACUUUAGCCUGAAUGCGGGGUUUCUCUGGCUGUUCUUUUGACCUAGCAGUAGAGUGGAGCACUGCCAAGUCCAAAAAAACUAGUGCAGGAGGUACCUCGUGGAGCAGCUGUGUGUUUAUUUCUGUUUUUUUAAAGUGAAUGGCCACCAGGCACAUCUGAGUAUUUGUUAAGUUUCAUGCAGGCCUUUUCGUUACUUUGAAUGGGAAUGGAAGAUAGUUUUUGGUUAUACGAUGUCUCAAAAACAGAAAAACCAUGUUCCCUCUUUCCUUAUGAAGAGGUUUGGGAAAUUCAUCAAAAAACUAAGUGAAGUAUUUCUGUUGGUUGGUUCUCUUUUUCAUUUUAUGAAAACAGAAAAUAAUAAGUAGUGAGCAGCCUCCUGAAAGCAUCUGCAGCUACUCCCUCUGCUCCUCUCUCGCCGAGCGUUACCUGUGCCAGGCCGCGGCGUGUUACAGCACCAGGCCAUCACUGACAGAAACGUUUACUUAACGAAUGUUCUUAAACCAGUGUGUACUUCAAGCGUUUCCUUUCGUUUCUCUGUGUUGUGUAUUUCCUGUGUAUGUGAUUUUGCUUAGGCAGGUAUAACUUAGCAAAGACUUUUAAGUAUUGCACCUUUUUUUUGGUUUUGACCUCUUUCCCCCCGGCCCUCUUGUAAUUUUGCUUUUUUUAUUUCGAUAUUUAAAGCCUUUUUUUUUUUUUUUUUAAGCAUCAAUGUAGUAGUACUCUGGGCUGAACAGGGGGCAGCGUUUAAUCCAUAGUUAUCACCAACAUGUAUGUACUUAUGUUGGAAUCAAAAUGUAUCAAACCGCUUAUUGUGAAGAGAAUUACAGCAGACCUGAAGGGGGGUACAAAGCAGAUGGGGUGGGGGGAUGUAUGCCGGCGAUGUGCUAGCACUUGUGUCGACAUCCCAGUCUGCAUUAUACUGUUUAACAUAAAGUGCCGACAUUUUGUACCAGCAAAUACCUGCCCAUUCCAAUCCUUGGUGGGAGCAGACCUCUACUGUCCUCUGUAACUUGCUGCUAUUGAGGACAAGGGAGUUUUUCUUUCUUUAGCAUCUUCAGUGAAGGAUACAACAAUGUCUAAUGUAUUUGACUUAGCUUGUGUCUGUGUGUAGAUGGGUGAGUGGGUGUGUAUAGGAAAAGCCUAAAACAAGUUAUUUGCAUUUCAGUGGUUUUGUGAGACAAAGAAUGGGAAAUUCUGUAGCCCUUCUGGGUUACCCUGUUGAUUAUAAACCUAGCCUCAAAAGAGAUUGACAGGCAUGACUCAAGUGAGCGUUCACGUGUACAAGCCUGCAUGAGCCCUCUGUGGGUAGGUGGUCACACUUGGCGUCUGCAGCGUUGACUCGGCCCCACUGGGUGCCUUGAGCAUGCCCUCUUCCUGCUUUCCAAUUUGAAUCACCACCGUGCCCCUUCCACCACUGUUCCCCAUACAAAAGAUCUUCCAGCAGCCCCCACUGACUGCUCUCUGUGUGGAGCAAAGUGCUGUCAAGCGGUGGCCACCAGGUGAAGAGCAGCUUGUUUUCAGACAUCUAGAGAAGGCUAAAUCGUAGUGUCCCUGGGCCGGGAGCAUGUCCCCAGGCUCCCGCGAGCCAGUGGUGACCCUGUCCACUGCCGCUCUUGGUUCACUGCUGUGUCCUGCCCUGCCCACCUCUCCUCCUGCCUGUUGGUUCCUUGACCUGCACUAUGGGUUAGUUGAGUUCCUUACGAUACUACGGUGAAAGCCGGGUGCUAGAGCCCCUCUUGUUUACAAGACAUAAUGAGGGAUUUGAAAUAUGUAAAAAUAAACAUGAGAAGCUAAAAUGUUCUUCCAUCAUAAGCUUAAAGGGAAAAAAACUAAAAACUUUUAAAAAAAAAGACCAAAAAGUGCGUAUAUAUAUAUAUCUAUAUAUAUACAUAUAAAUAUAUAUUUUAGAUGAAGACUAACUCUGGGAGCAUUUAACAGUGUUUUUUGUUUCUGUUUUUAACAUUUAUUUUCCUGCUUUAAAAUUUGCAAGCAUUCUCAGGAAUUCUAGGGUAGGAAGCCAGUUUUUUGAAGAUGGUUUGUUUAACCGUAUCUUAUCCUAGUUAGAUGGCUGUUUCUUUCCUGUUAAUAAACUUUUACAAGUUCCUGAAACUUCAAAAAGUUUAAACAAUUUUUACUUAAAAAAUGUAAAAAGAAAAGUCUCCAAACAUUAUUGUCAUACUGGGGAAUCAUUUUAAAACACAUAGAAAUAUUUUUUAAAAAUUAUCAAUUUAGCAGCAACAGGUAAAUUCAUUAUCUUAAAAAUAUGGGAGAAGGAUUAAGCUUUGUAAGAGCUCAAUCAUGGAUUUGUUUGGAGUUGUGUGUAGUUUAAUUGGAGAGCGUUUGGUGUACACAGAUGAGAAUGCCAUCACUUUGUUCCUUUCCAUUUAAGACUGAACUGAAAUCCCCACUAGUAAUUUUUAUUUUUUUAAAGGACCCCUUCUCCCUGUCCCCACAACCCCAGCAACAAAAGAAUGAAAGGAAGGAAGGAAGAAACAACAGCUUAAAAAAAUAAGUAACUCUAAUCUGUAAAAUAGUACAGUUGGAUUGCUGAGAAUCUAUGUAAAGAGUUAGGAAAUAUAGGUUAAUAAUUUUUGGAACAAAUUUUAAAUAUAGGCAUUACUAGAGGAAAAUUAUCUAUGGACUGUUCUAUUAAUGAAGAAUGUCUGUCUUAUCUCCGUUUGUUAUGGGAGGAGGAGAACAUAUACAAGAAUCUAAUAAGGAACAAGUGAUUUUACUUUUUUAGCUCCCAGCUACUGUUGUGCUCGUUUUAAUUGCUGUUUUGAAGAUCUGCUGCUUAAUUAUCCCCAUCCCUUAGCUGGAGGUGUGGAGUAUUUCCUUUCAGUUUUUGGUGAUGUUGAAUUCUUUUGUAUUCCCUCCUGGGGCCAGGGGUCAGAAUUCCCAAGCGUGACCACAGCUUCUUUUAAACAUUAAGCUUCCCAGUGGGAAAGAAACUCCAGCUCGACAGGUAAAGGGAGUGGGUGGGGUUGCUGCCUGCAAUUUCUCUAAAACCACUUUAGUGCCUUUGUACAUACACCCAGACAUCCUGAGCAGGGGGAGGCGCAUGCAUGUGUGCAUGCGGUCCAGUCACUCCACAAAUGUAAGAUACUUGCCCGGAAAGGAAAUUGGAGUGGUUCUGGACAGGCCCCAAAGGCAGUGGGCUAAAUUUAAAAUAAACAAACAAAUGUCAAGUAAGCUAAAUAGGCUUUUAUGUCUCAAUAAUGUGGAAUGCCAAGUUCCUUCCUUGUGUCGUGCGCCCUCCAUUACCGUGCAUUGACUUCUCCGGGUGUGUAAUUGUGACAACCGCGGUGAUUUGGAAAGUCUCUUCAUGUUGGGCCAAUAGAAAGGGGUUCCUGUUGUUCUGCUCUUGUCCUUUGUCUCCUCCCCCUUUCCCCCAGACCUCCCCCUUCUUUUUGUCAGCUUGCUGGGAGCUUUGCUUUAUUGGUUGGCAGUGACCUAAGAACAGGAUAUAGUGAGGAUAUCAUGGGAGAGAGAGCUCUUCCCAUGGUGUUCUUUGGCAAGAGCCAUGUCUACUAAGAGGUUAGGUGACUUCAGUACACUUAGAAAAUUCAGUGAGAGUGCCUUCUCUUCCACCACACUCUGGCAUAGAUACAGGCUUGCUGGUCACCUCUCAUUAUGUAGAUUUAUUUUUAAAACAUUUUGAUUUUGUUAAUUUGAGCUUUCCUUUUUUUUUUUUCACUAGUUAAUUCUUUUUUAAAACACUUGAUGACUAGUGGCUAGAGAUGUGUACAACUCUUGAACAUCACAGACUUCGUUCCUACCUACCACAUGAGCAACCAAAAGAAAAGAAGCACUAAUAGUGAAAGGGGUGUCUCACAGCAGAUAGAGGACCCCUAUUGUCAGUUAGAUCCAGUGCUGUGACCUAACUUUAGGGGUUGAAAAAAGUUCAGCUCUCUGAGACACUGUGAAGAAAUGGACGGCUCAUGGAACAUCUCUGGUCCCUCAGUCCCUACCCUUGGACGUGUUUCAUUUACAACAUUCACAGGAGUUAACUAAGCAAUGUUGCAAAUUAAGGUUCCAAACCAAAUUAUUUAAUCAGUGUCCCCGCAAUAAAUCAUUAUCUAUCUAUUGCCAGUUAGUUUUAUUUAUAGCAAUUUGAUUUUCUAGUAGUAUGGCUCCUGUUCUAAGAAUUUUCCCACCUCUUCUGACAUGAAUGUAGCAUAAGUUAGCAAUCGGUUCUUCCAAACUUCUGUGGGUUGAAUAUGGCAUAUAAGAUACACAAGAGGAAAAAGAAAGGAGAAGAUAAAACCCCUGCCUGAGCAUUUGGAAGCACCUUUAUUAAUACAUAUAUCUCUCAGAAACUGAAAGUUCAUGGGCUGUUAACUUUUUGCAAAUAUUCACUCAUUUUUACUACUUAUUUUGGAGGGGGGUGUGAUUUUUGUAGGGUAAACAGCCAGAUUCCAUUUUGACCUCAAAUGCUGUGUACUUUUAAAUCUCAUGUUUCAUAUUCUACCAUCUUGCCUCUUCUCUAAAACAGAAAGAAAAUGUCUGCGUGCUGAGCAAAAUGCUUACGCCAAGCCUGUUUUUCCCUGCAGAGUAAACAGGAUGUGUUCAGCAAACUUGGCUGUAAUAGCCAUCUCUAAGAUUAGGGAACAAUCGAGUCUUUAUAUAGAAAAGAUCCCUUUUUUCCCAUCUUCAGGGUUAAAAUUCAACAUUUAAAGCUUUAUAGGUUAUUGUUUUAGAUUUGAGAUUUUUGGUUUUGUUUUUAAGUAUCUGUAAGGUCUUCAGGAGUAAGAUAAAUUUUUAGCUGGUUAAAAAAAAUCAAACUUUCCUCUCCAGUGUUUUUGCCAAGUGUUGUCACACUUCAUGUGUAUGCAUUAACUACACUUCUUAGUGUUACU